This is a messenger RNA of Triticum urartu, 2823 nucleotides long. RefSeq lists its product as uncharacterized. The record is from RefSeq and is a predicted model, not a curated record. NCBI's taxonomy places the organism in Eukaryota, Viridiplantae, Streptophyta, Magnoliopsida, Poales, Poaceae.
CCAAUGUAACGAACCAAUGAAGGUGCCACACGAGUGACUCCCAUAACCACUCAAAGUUCUGCUCAUCCCUCGCCCUCUCCGUCGGGAUAACAGUGGCCACCGGCGCCCACCUACCCCUCGCUGGCGCCACCGCACCCGCACUAGAACAUCUCCCACGCAGCGGAGAAGGUAUCGCAGGUGUGUAUUUACGUGGGUCUCAACCCAGGAUUCUUGCCUGCAAUUGGAGCAGUUUUCCUACUUUUCCUUAUUCGACACCCCUUUAUGCGUGAGGCCUCCCCUGUCGCGAGCAGCGUGAUAGUUCUAUCACAGCGGCUUCCUCAAGCAGAGAAGUCAAGGAGUACCAAAUAUCAAGCCUGAGAGGGGAAGAUAGACAGAAAAACAGAGCAACGGGCGUGCAAGCCAUGAACACUAGCGUUGGAUCGCCCGCGGAUACGAGGAACAAUACGUCGAUCAUCUCAUUGCCCGGUGCCCAGCAGCUAUGGAACCAGUGGGAGAUCCAAUGCCUGGUGCUGGCGAGCUUCUCCUUGCAAGUCUUCCUCCUCUUUUUCCCAGGAGUUCGAAAGCGCCGCAGGUCCAGCGUCCUCAGCUUGCUGCUGUGGGUUGCGUACCUGCUGGCAGACUACGUCGCAACCUUCACCCUCGGCCGCCUGGCGCUCCACCUCAAUGACCCACGCCACCAGCUCCUGCUCUUCUGGACUCCCUUCCUGCUCCUCCACCUUGGCGGACAGGAGACGAUCACGGCAUUCUCCAAGGAGGACAGCUUGCUGUGGAAGCGUCACCUCCUGAGCCUCGGCUCGCAGGUCCUGCUGGCCGUCUACAUCGUCACCAAGUCAUGGCACGUCGUCAGCACCAAGCAGCUUAUGGCACCCAUGGUGCUGAUGUUCAUUGCCGGGACAAUCAAAUACGCGGAGAGGAUAUGGGCGCUCAUGGUCGCAGGCAUCUCCAUCACGCCCGGGAGCAGCUCCAUGUCGGACUAUGUGCUCAACGUAGAGAGUAGUGUCCUUGAUGAUGCAGAGUCCUAUUUCCAGAGGCUCCAUGAUCUUUUAUCAAGUGAAAGCCAGGACAAGAUAGAUUACGAGGGCCUCGUGGAGGUGGCUGGGAAGGGGAUGCGGAUAUGGUUGAAUUUCUUGACGGACAUGGCUCCUUUCUUGAUGUGGAACAAAGGUGACACAAUUGACCGCGCCAUCAGGAAGUUGAGAGGCCUGAGGAAGCCAGAGCUCCGGCACCAGAUCGCCUACAAGUUGGCCGAGAUCCAGCUCUCACUAGUCUAUGACUUCAUGUACACCAAGUAUGGGGUGCUCCAGUACCACCUCAACCUCGUCUACAGUGGGAUUGAGCGGCUCGUCACGUUUGGUGCAACCUCCGCGGCGCUGGUGCUGUUCCUGAAGGCUGACCUGGAUGGGCAAUUCGCCUACGACGUGAGAGCCGAUGUCAAGGUAUCCUACGUGCUGUUAGCCGGUGCAGUCGCACUGGAUUUGACCUCCAUUUUCAUGGUCAUCUCGUCAUACUGGCCGUACCUGCCAGGCCGAAGCCCCUUUGUGAAGAUUGGAUUCCCUGGUAAGAGGGCAAUGUUCAAUCUGACCAAGCUUGUCCAUCCACUGGGGAAGGGGUUGUGGUCAGGGCAGAUGGCGCAGUAUAACCUGAUUAGUGAGUGCAUCAACGAGAAGCAAGCUAAUCUGUUCGUAUGGGUUUUGCGCAAGGUUGGCCUUGUGUCUGACGUCAAGCACAUAAAAGUCUCUCCUGAUCUCAAGGAGUUCCUCUUUGGGAAGCUGCUGGAUAUAGGGGCCACUAAACACGUGCACCAUUACUGGAAAUGGGACUGCAGCACGUUCCGCGGCCAAUGGGCACGGUCGACACUGGAGGAGACAGCGGAAGGAAGGUCGAUAGAUCAGUCCAUCCUCAACCUGGAGGGCGGAACUAUCGCGAGUGCCGUCCUCAUGUGGCAUAUGAUCACCGAGAUGUGCUUCUAUAAUACCACCGACGACCACUGCUCCUCCACCCUUCACAGGGACAUGAGUAGGCAGUUGUCAAACUACGUCAUGUACCUCGUCGGCAAGUGUGGCGUCAAGAACGGAAGCGAUGGACGUUUCGAGUACGGUAAGCUCCGGCGCGACGUGAGCAAAGCUCUCGCUCACAAACGUUUCUCCGGGGGGCGCCUGGAGCAGAAGAAGGUCAUCCUGUACGCCUACGAGGGGCGUGGGGUUUUCACCUCCCGUGCCAGUGCUGCCGCCAAGGAGCUGCUCAAGAUCACAAGCUCAGCUGAAAGAUGGGAGUUCAUAGCUACCGUGUGGACUGAGAUGCUUUGCUUCCUUGCACAGAACUGCGAGGCGGCAUUCCACAUCAAGAAUCUGAGCACUGGUGGUGAGUUCGUCACGCACGUCAGGAUCUUAUCGAUUAUUCUGGGCAUUCCUUUUCUCCGAGAGGCAUGGCAAGCUCAAGCUAGGGAUGACACGGAGUAUUCUGAUUUCGUAAUGUUUUAAAUCAAAUAACUUGGAGGAUCCCAACUUCAACCCUUUGGAAGAUGUUGAUUAUGUUGAGACCGAUUUUGCUGACAAAGAAGAAGUACAAUUCAUGUGCUGGUUAUGGAGCUUGUCGGACAUUUUAACAAAAAAAUGAAUUCUUUAUUCCUACCUAUUCUGUUAUGAAACUAAGAUGAUAGCCUUAUGCUAUGCGAAACUUGUAUUUCAUAAGCUACUGAUGUGUAAACAUGUGCAUUUCAUGACUGCGGAUGAUGUUGUAAGAGUAAGAGACCUUGUAAUUUUUUUUGCUGUUAAAGUGUGUAUGUGAACUUACUACCUAACUAGCAUGCUGGCCUUCGCAAUU